AUGUUCCAAGAUUUCUGGAAGCAACAAAUGAGCCUUGUUCUAUAAUUUUUGCUUCGACCUCUUCAUUCCUUUGUGAGUCAUUAAUUAGCUGAAGUAACAUCACCUGGACAGGGAAGCAGCAGCACUCUAAGGAGCUGGAGCCAGUGAAAUCAAAGCAGUUUUAAGAUGGCUUCCCACUUUGGCCACCUGCAAGACCCAACAGUGAUAACGUGUGUGCGUACUAUAGGACUUUUUGAACCUUGGGGUCGUAGCCCCAUCAGGCCUCUGUACAACAGCACCAUCUGGUGGGAUUACAGAGAAGGGCAAACGGAGAAUGGAGAUUCACUCAGGGAGCAGCUUAAGACAAUGGAUGACCACGUGUCCAGAAUUCAAGACAUGCUGAAAUCUGAACGAACCAAAUGCACUCGGCUGCAGUUACGAUGUAACCAGCAGGAGGCAGAGUUGAAGCGCAGAGAGCGGAACAUAAACAGGAUGAAGGAGAGGCUGUCACUCUUCACUGAUAGACACAAAGACAGAGCCUCCACAAUUAAAAUCUUGAACACUCUGCCAAGUGCUCGGGGGAAACGAGAACAGCUCUCAGCAAAUAGAAAACAUGAGGAAGGGGUAGUUCGUCUGAUGCUGGAGCGCAGAGAAGCAGAGCUCAGAGAGGCCAUGAAGCUGCGCCACAGUCUCACCUCUCUGCUGCAUGCCCUCAGAUGUGACAUGGAACAGACACUGUCUGAACUUGAGGGCCACGAGGAUAAGACUCACUAUGUGGACAAAAGACUGGACCAGGCAGAAAAAGCACUUGGGGACCAUAUGACAGGAGGUGUGGUACAGAGCUGGAGACAAGUGCAAAAGAAACUGGGCUCAUUCAUAUGCGAAGGAACGACUGAGUUUGGUACAGAUCAUAAUAAGCUCAUGGCACAGCUAGAGGGUGAAUUAAAAGAAAGUCAACGACUUGUUGAAAUGCAACAGCAACUUCUGCAGCAUGGCGUUGGGUCACCUGUCCCAUCGGAACUGGGUGACUGCUAUUUUAUAGAGGAAUGGGACCGUCUCCAGGAGCACUGGACUGAGCUCAAAGUCCAGAGGAGGACUUUUGAAAAGGAGAGACAAGCUUUUACUGAUGCUGCUAUCCGUCUGAGCCACGAGCGCCGUGAUUUUGAGCAGCAGAAAGCUUUACUUCUGAAGCAGCAGUUUCUGUGUGAUUCUCCUGUUGUUGAGAAACUGACACAGUCCAGCAACAGAAGAGAAUGUACUGGCUUCAACAUGUCUGGGUUUAAACCCCUCAACACACCUGUGCGCCACAUGGCUUUCACCCAAACAGCAGUGCCCCAGAAGGGGAAUGUCACAGGGUAUCCCAGAAUGGCGAGGGUUCAGACUCCGAGCACCCCUGAGCUCUACACUGCACUCAACCUGUCCUAUAACCGCUCUGGAGGUGCAGAUGAUGAUACGUGGGACAGCGAGACCAACGCAGCGAACCCUCACUUGGAUUGGUCAUUUUGACACAUUUUUAACACAUAUUUAUUUGUCACUUAUUUGCAUGUAAUUGACCCUUUACAUUUUAAUAAAAUAAAUUGUCCUAUUGUCCGUCA
Boleophthalmus pectinirostris (great blue-spotted mudskipper) is the source of this 1574-nucleotide messenger RNA. RefSeq names its product afadin- and alpha-actinin-binding protein B. The coding region runs from base 166 to 1485 and encodes 439 amino acids. Lineage: Eukaryota; Metazoa; Chordata; Actinopteri; Gobiiformes; Gobiidae. The record is from RefSeq and is a predicted model, not a curated record. The transcript has 13 exons.